AUGCAUCGUCUUUUUGCUGAGCUGGAGCCAUCUUUAACCGUCACAGAGCAAAACCUGGCAGACCGAGUUCGGUAUAUCUUGCGCUCAAAUAUAUUUGAUGUCGCCGAACUCGAACGGCUACGACGUGAGGCUGUUCCCUCGUCGGAUGAGAAUGCUACGGCUGAGGAUGCGGCGCCACAAAUGGUAGAGCAACCCGCAAACGUGGAUGCCGCCGUGAAUACCCCAGUUGUGGUUGAUUCAAACGAUGAUGGAACAGUCGCCCAGGAACUGGAAUUAGAGCAUAUGAGGAGUACAUUGGAAGAGGCGAUUGUGGAAACGCGCAGUACGCCUCUCGAAAAUCGACCGCGACUUCCCCGCAUAGCCCUAAGCAAGCAGAAUCGGGCUGUCGUGAGGGCUCUGAACCCAAUGCUGGUGACCUAUUUGGAAGCCAGCCGGGACCUUGCAAGACGGACUCAAUUCUUUUUGGCGCCGCGCUGGCAGUCUGCCGUAUCAUAG
This is a messenger RNA of Parnassius apollo (apollo), 495 nucleotides long. Lineage: Eukaryota; Metazoa; Arthropoda; Insecta; Lepidoptera; Papilionidae. The record is from the annotation of a GenBank genome assembly.